Molecule: messenger RNA, 3265 nt
Organism: Stegastes partitus (bicolor damselfish)
Lineage: Eukaryota; Metazoa; Chordata; Actinopteri; Pomacentridae
Gene: ddx23
Product: DEAD (Asp-Glu-Ala-Asp) box polypeptide 23
Exons: 17
Coding region: 99-2519 (806 amino acids)
Molecular function (GO): ATP binding; nucleic acid binding; RNA helicase activity
Source: RefSeq, a predicted model, not a curated record
UUCCCACAAACCCUUGCGCGGUUCAGCUCGUGUCGGGCGUUAUGGCGUCUUCUUGAAGCGUAGAGGAAUCGCAACUGUUUUGUUGACAAGUAAUAAAGAUGGCAGCUGACUCGACAGACAAGAAGGAUGCAGAAUCCUCAGGGACCAAAGACAGAGAGAGGAAGCGCAGCCGUUCAAGAGAGAGAGACCGCAAAAUGUCACCUACACGUAAACGACAUCGAUCCCGUGAACGAAACCGUUCCAAAUCUCCAGAAAGAGACCGACGCAUGAAAGACAAGGAUAGAGACAAGGACCGGGACAGAGAUAAAGACAGAGACAGGAGCCGUAAGGACAGAGACAGCCAUCGACGUGAUAAAGAUCGCAGCAGGAGGUCCAGAAGUGCUUCACCAAAGUCAAAGGAUGGCAAGAUGAAAAGAGAGAAAGAUAUCAAAACAGAAGAGGAGGACGAUGAAAAAAAGAAGAAAGAGAAAGUCCAGCCACUGUCUUUGGAGGAGCUUCUGGCCAAGAAGAAGGCAGAGGAGGAAGCAGAGGCAAAGCCCAAGUUUUUGUCCAAAGCAGAGCGAGAAGCCGAGGCUAUAAAACGCAGAGAGCAGCAGACAGAGGAGAGGAGGAGGUUGUUGGACGAGGAGAGAAAGAAAAGAAGAAUGUUCCAGGACAUCGGGAGAAAAAUGCUGGAGGAUCCCCAAGAAAGGGAGAGACGAGAGCGAAGAGAGCGAAUGGAGCGAGAGAACAAUGGGAAUGAAGAAGAUGAUGGACGACAGAAGCUCAGAGAGGAGAAAGAUAAAAGCAAAGAGCUGCAGGCCAUCAAGGAACGUUAUCUGGGUGGGCUCAAAAAACGCCGGCGAACUCGUCAUCUGAAUGACAGGAAGUUUGUGUUUGAGUGGGAUGCAUCUGAGGACACUUCAGUCGACUACAACCCGAUUUACAAAGAAAAGCAUCAGGUACAGCUGUAUGGGCGAGGCUUCAUCGCUGGCAUCGACUUAAAGCAGCAGAAAAGAGAGCAGUCGCGUUUCUACGGUGACCUGAUGGAGAAAAGACGUACGCUGGAAGAGAAGGAGCAGGAGGAGACAAGACUGAAGAAGAUGCGAAAGAAGGAAGCCAAGCAGCGCUGGGACGACAGACACUGGUCUCAGAAGAAGCUGGACGAGAUGACGGACAGAGAUUGGCGAAUCUUCAGAGAGGAUUACAGCAUCACCACCAAAGGAGGAAAGAUCCCGAACCCAAUCAGGAACUGGAAGGAGUAUUCUCUGCCCGCACACAUCCUCGAGGUCAUCGACAAAUGCGGCUAUAAGGAUCCGACACCAAUUCAGAGGCAGGCCAUUCCUAUUGGUUUGCAGAACCGUGACAUCAUCGGUGUGGCUGAGACCGGUAGCGGUAAAACAGCUGCUUUCCUGAUUCCACUGUUGGUCUGGAUUACCACCCUGCCAAAGAUUGACAGGAUUGAAGACUCAGACCAGGGUCCUUAUGCUGUGAUUUUGGCACCGACUCGUGAGUUGGCUCAGCAGAUCGAAGAGGAAACCAUAAAGUUUGGUAAACCACUUGGUAUCCGAACAGUGGCUGUGAUUGGAGGAAUCUCCAGAGAGGACCAGGGCUUCCGACUCAGGAUGGGCUGCGAGAUUGUGAUCGCCACCCCCGGACGUCUGAUCGACGUGCUGGAGAACCGCUACCUGGUCCUCGGCCGCUGCACCUACGUGGUCCUUGACGAGGCCGAUCGUAUGAUUGACAUGGGCUUCGAGCCUGAUGUGCAAAAGAUCCUGGAGUACAUCCCAGUGACCAAUCAGAAACCAGACACAGACGAAGCAGAGGACCCCGAGAAAAUGACAAUGAACUUUGAAUCUGGGAAACAUAAAUACAGACAAACGGUCAUGUUCACGGCUACGAUGCCUCCAGCUGUGGAGAGGCUGGCCAGGAGCUACCUGAGACGUCCUGCUGUGGUCUACAUCGGCUCGGCCGGAAAACCUCACGAGAGAGUCGAACAGAAGGUGCUGCUCAUGUCAGAGGGAGAGAAGAGGAAGAAGCUGCUGGAGGUUUUGGCUCACGGCUUCGAGCCUCCCAUCAUCAUCUUCGUCAACCAGAAGAAGGGUUGCGAUGUGCUGGCCAAGUCUUUAGAGAAGAUGGGGUACAAUGCGUGUACACUUCACGGUGGCAAAGGCCAGGAGCAGAGAGAGUUUGCUCUCUCAAACCUCAAGGCAGGAGCCAAAGACAUCCUGGUGGCCACAGACGUUGCUGGUCGAGGUAUUGACAUCCAGGACGUCUCCAUGGUCAUUAACUACGACAUGGCGAAGAACAUCGAAGACUACAUCCAUCGUAUCGGUCGUACGGGUCGUGCUGGUAAGAGCGGUGUGGCCAUGACUUUCCUCACCAAAGAGGACUCUGCGGUGUUUUACGACCUGAAGCAGGCCAUCCUCGAGAGCCCGGUGUCCACCUGCCCACCGGAGCUGACAAACCACCCGGACGCUCAGCACAAACCUGGAACCAUCCUGACCAAGAAGAGACGCGAGGAGACCAUCUUUGCCUAAUUUGAACUUUAUCCACUGAUACUUGGUGUUCACUUCUCUGUAUUACAUUAAUGUUUAAGGCUAUUGACGCCCUUGUGUUUUUUUAUUGUAUUUGUCAUCCGCUCUGUGGAUAGUAAGGAACACAUGGACUGAUGCAGAAAACAUUCUCUGGUUCUCAUCGGGGCACUUGGAUUUUAAGAUACAAUUGUUGUGAAUCUGUGAUCAGUGAGCAGGAUCCCAAUGAUCUGCUCCAUAUAAAUAUCAUGUGAUAAAUAGCAGCUGGAUGCGACUGUAGAUGAGUAGUGUGUGCAAAAGGGUUUUAGUCAUUUUCUGUCACAAUUUGACUUUUCUGACCAAAAGCAGAAUUGAUGCCCGUUUCUUUUGCUUCGGUUGCAUCCUCUGACUAGACUGUAGUCAAUUGUUUAAAAUAUAAACAUUUGUAUGAAGUGAAUACAGCAAAUCUAUAACAUCUGUUUCUGAAAUGACUACAUUAUAUGUGAAGAUUUUUUUUUCUAUAGCAAUCGUCUUGUACUACAAGGGAGAAAAUUUCAGGUACCUUAGCAUGAAGCUACAGGACAGAAGAACAUCCACUGAUCCAUUUGUGUGUUCCACAUUACCAGCUGUUGUUCAAGCCUGCAGUAGUUGUGUUGGUUUUCCUGCUAUCCAGUGGUUUGUGAGCACUUUAUACAUACAAAUGGUGCCUGCACAUUUUUCACAAAUGAUUGUUACACAAAUUGCAGAUAAAUUUGUUCUACAGUAUUUCCCCA